Fusarium redolens is the source of this 875-nucleotide messenger RNA. RefSeq lists its product as uncharacterized. The transcript has a single exon. NCBI's taxonomy places the organism in Eukaryota, Fungi, Ascomycota, Sordariomycetes, Hypocreales, Nectriaceae. The coding region runs from base 212 to 490 and encodes 92 amino acids. The record is from RefSeq and is a predicted model, not a curated record.
CUAACUACAAGUUUGCAGGGGCAGCUCAUCAACUACCGUCAGUUCGAAGGAGGCCCGAGCGUUGAUCAUUGACCAAUUGACCCUCUGUGACGUACGAGUCCGGCAGGGGACGUCAUUCCGUCGUUGCAGCCUGAUGGUUCUUGGCAUUGCGGAUGGCUAUGGUGGACAAUUCUCGCAAGUAGGGCUCUGAUCGCAGCAGCGCAUCCGCGAUAUGCUAGUCCUCUAUUCGAAAGCUCCGUCCAUAACUACGAUACCAACCUCAAUAAGCCCUUGGAAUUCUAUCAACCCUAUGAUCGACUCUACCUAUUGGUGGAAUGGUCUUGAUCUUACCACGGAGUACGCGAGUCCAUUAUCAAUCCCUAAGCAUAUAGUUACAAAGGAAUUGUCUCCUCCCCAAGUUCAUUCGUACCUUCCCCUAGCGGCAAAGGAUCCGAACCCGCAGCAGAAUCAUAAUCCUGAGGGUUUUUCGAUUCGUAAAUCGGCUAGAUGAAGCUAUUUAAUGCAUGAAAACCCUAAUCUAAGGCCGAAUAACAAAAGACAGUCUACUACUUGUCGCACAAAGAGUACCAGUAGCAGCGGCAGUCAUUCAACCCAACAGAGCAACGAUCGCGUUAAAAAAAAAAGUCGAAGAACGAAAUCGCAUUACGGCGCCUAAGUUCCGUAUCAAGCAGAGGGAAGAGGUAUCGAGACUCACGUCUCGCACGCAGGAACUAGCACGUGUCCACCGCGAGCUUUCCACUUGCGUAGCCGACUUAUCCCUCGAGGUAUAUGAGCUUAAGAUACAAAUCUUACAGCAGUUGGGGUGUAACUGCCCUCUCAUGCAGAACUACCUCGCCCAUAAGUCCCAACGGUAUGUGAAAGCGUUGAUAGUGGAG